Molecule: messenger RNA, 525 nt
Organism: Effrenium voratum
Lineage: Eukaryota; Dinophyceae; Suessiales; Symbiodiniaceae
Source: the annotation of a GenBank genome assembly
AGAGACAUUUUUGGCUUUGCAGGCUGCCUGUUGCAUCCCCUCCCUUGCGCUAAGAUGGCUCGUAUUUCCGCAGCGCUCGCAGUCCUGGCGGGUCUCUGGGCUGUUCGCAGCUUCGUGACCGCGCCGCUGGGCGCGCGCCGGGAGGUUGGGGUCUCCGUGGAGGCUGGGUAUUUCCCCGUGGGCAACGCCAAGCAGACGGCGCCCUACGGGGAGCGAGACCCUCUGCCCAAGGGCUACGGCAUCCGCACGGGACUGUCGGACCUGCUGAAGCCUCUGAACGCGGAGGCGGGCGUGGUGGCCAAGGAGGAUAGCAUCCCCACCGUUCUUGUGAUGCUCACCGGCAUCGUGCUGCUCUUCCUCUUCUACUUGCUGCUGCUGCUCAUCGACAACCAGUCUGUGCUUCUGCCCCCUGAGGACGAGUUCGAUGAGUAUGUGGCCAACUUCCUGCCGUAUUUCUUCUUCGGCGAGAAGUGAGGAGGGUUUGGCCCUCCCCGGUUUUUGGGUGCACCCGCCCGUGCGAGGAUC